AUGGCAGCCCAGGUGACACUGGAGGAUGCACUGUCCAAUGUGGAUCUCCUGGAAGAGCUGCCUUUGCCUGACCAGCAGCCCUGUAUCGAGCCCCCACCAUCCUCACUGCUCUACCAGCCAAAUUUCAACACUAAUUUUGAAGACAGAAAUGCAUUUGUCACUGGGAUUGCAAGAUACAUUGAACAAGCAACUGUCCAUUCUAGCAUGAAUGAAAUGCUGGAGGAGGGCCAAGAGUACGCGGUCAUGCUGUACACCUGGAGGAGCUGCUCUCGGGCCAUCCCACAGGUGAAAUGUAACGAGCAGCCUAAUAGAGUGGAAAUUUACGAGAAAACUGUAGAGGUCCUUGAGCCUGAAGUCACAAAACUGAUGAAUUUUAUGUACUUCCAGAGAAAUGCCAUUGAGCGUUUCUGUGGGGAGGUGAGGCGCCUGUGCCACGCGGAGAGAAGGAAGGAUUUUGUUUCUGAAGCCUAUUUGAUCACGCUGGGAAAGUUCAUCAACAUGUUUGCUGUGCUGGAUGAGUUAAAGAACAUGAAGUGCAGUGUGAAGAAUGACCACUCGGCAUAUAAGAGGGCUGCUCAGUUUUUACGUAAAAUGGCGGACCCACAGUCCAUCCAGGAAUCACAGAAUCUGUCCAUGUUCCUGGCCAACCACAAUAAGAUCACCCAAUCUUUACAGCAGCAGCUUGAAGUGAUUUCUGGCUACGAAGAGCUCCUCGCUGAUAUUGUGAAUCUGUGUGUGGAUUACUACGAGAAUAGGAUGUACCUGACACCCAGUGAGAAACACAUGCUUCUCAAAGUCAUGGGAUUUGGUCUAUACUUGAUGGAUGGGAGUGUCAGCAACAUCUAUAAACUUGAUGCCAAGAAAAGAAUAAACUUAUCCAAAAUUGAUAAGUACUUCAAGCAGCUCCAGGUUGUUCCACUGUUUGGGGACAUGCAAAUAGAACUGGCAAGAUACGUCAAGACCAGUGCCCACUAUGAGGAGAAUAAAUCUCGAUGGACAUGCACAUCAUCCAGCAGCAGCCCGCAGUAUAAUAUCUGUGAGCAGAUGAUCCAGAUCCGGGAGGACCACAUGCGCUUUAUCUCAGAGUUGGCGCGCUACAGCAAUAGUGAGGUUGUCACAGGGUCGGGCCGCCAGGAGACUCAGAAAACAGAUACCGAGUACCGGAAACUCUUUGACCUGGCGCUUCAGGGCCUGCAGCUGCUGUCUCAGUGGAGUGCUCACGUGAUGGAAGUGUAUUCAUGGAAACUUGUGCACCCAACGGACAAGUACUCCAACAAGGACUGCCCAGACAAUGCUGAGGAGUAUGAGCGCGCCACCCGCUACAACUACACUAGUGAGGAGAAGUUCGCCCUGGUGGAGGUGAUUGCCAUGAUCAAAGGCCUGCAGGUGCUAAUGGGCAGGAUGGAGAGUGUGUUCAACCACGCCAUCCGGCACACCGUCUAUGCUGCGCUGCAGGACUUCUCCCAGGUUACCCUCCGGGAACCACUCAGGCAGGCCAUCAAGAAGAAGAAGAAUGUCAUCCAGAGUGUUCUGCAGGCCAUCAGGAAGACCGUGUGUGACUGGGAGACGGGGCACGAGCCCUUCAAUGACCCAGCCCUGCGGGGUGAGAAGGACCCCAAGAGUGGCUUCGACAUCAAAGUACCCCGGCGUGCCGUGGGACCCUCCAGCACGCAGCUUUACAUGGUGAGAACCAUGCUAGAGUCCCUCAUUGCAGACAAAAGUGGUUCCAAGAAAACCUUGAGAAGUAGCCUUGAGGGGCCCACCAUAUUGGACAUAGAAAAAUUUCAUCGAGAGUCAUUCUUCUACACUCACUUGAUUAAUUUCAGUGAAACGCUGCAGCAGUGCUGUGACCUUUCACAGUUGUGGUUCCGAGAGUUCUUCCUGGAGCUGACAAUGGGCAGGAGGAUCCAGUUCCCCAUUGAGAUGUCCAUGCCCUGGAUCCUGACGGACCACAUCCUAGAGACCAAGGAGGCAUCCAUGAUGGAGUACGUCCUCUACUCCCUGGACCUGUACAAUGACAGCGCACACUAUGCCCUCACCAGGUUCAACAAGCAGUUUCUCUACGACGAAAUUGAAGCAGAGGUGAAUCUAUGCUUUGACCAAUUUGUUUAUAAACUGGCAGACCAGAUAUUUGCAUAUUAUAAGGUUAUGGCAGGAAGUUUGCUUCUUGAUAAACGUUUACGAUCAGAAUGCAAGAAUCAAGGGGCAACGAUCCAUCUCCCGCCAUCUAACCGUUAUGAGACACUGCUUAAGCAGAGGCAUGUGCAGCUCCUGGGCAGAUCCAUAGACCUUAAUCGCCUGAUUACUCAGCGUGUCUCAGCAGCCAUGUAUAAGUCUCUGGAACUGGCCAUUGGACGAUUUGAAAGUGAAGACCUGACAUCAAUAGUUGAGUUGGAUGGCCUCUUGGAAAUCAACCGCAUGACCCACAAGCUGCUAAACAGGUACCUGACACUGGACAGCUUUGACGCCAUGUUCCGGGAGGCCAACCACAAUGUAUCAGCGCCAUACGGGAGAAUCACCCUCCAUGUCUUCUGGGAACUCAAUUACGACUUCCUGCCCAACUACUGCUAUAAUGGCUCUACCAACCGAUUUGUUCGGACAGUAUUACCAUUUUCUCAGGAAUUUCAAAGAGAUAAACAGCCUAAUGCACAACCCCAGUAUUUACAUGGAUCAAAGGCUUUGAACUUGGCCUACUCUAGCAUUUAUGGCAGCUACCGAAACUUUGUGGGGCCUCCGCACUUUGAGGUCAUCUGCCGGCUGCUUGGCUACCAGGGCAUUGCAGUGGUCAUGGAGGAGCUGCUGAAGGUCGUGAAGAGCCUGCUGCAAGGCACAAUCCUGCAGUACGUGAAGACGCUGAUGGAGGUGAUGCCCAAGAUCUGCCGCCUGCCCCGUCAUGAAUAUGGCUCUCCUGGCAUCCUAGAGUUCUUCCACCACCAGCUGAAGGACAUUGUUGAGUAUGCGGAGCUGAAGACCGUGUGCUUCCAGAAUCUGCGGGAGGUGGGCAAUGCUGUCCUCUUCUGCCUGCUCAUCGAGCAGAGUCUGUCUUUAGAAGAAGUGUGUGACCUAUUGCAUGCAGCCCCAUUUCAGAACAUCUUGCCAAGAGUCCAUGUGAAAGAGGGAGAGAGACUUGAUGCCAAAAUGAAAAGACUAGAAUCAAAGUACGCCCCACUGCAUCUUGUCCCUCUGAUUGAAAGACUGGGGACCCCUCAGCAAAUUGCAAUAGCGAGAGAGGGGGACUUGCUGACAAAGGAACGUCUCUGCUGUGGCCUAUCUAUGUUUGAAGUCAUCCUGACUCGGAUCCGGACCUUUCUGGACGACCCUAUCUGGCGUGGGCCUUUGCCCAGCAAUGGAGUCAUGCAUGUGGAUGAGUGUGUUGAGUUUCACAGACUUUGGAGUGCCAUGCAGUUUGUCUACUGCAUUCCUGUGGGAACACACGAGUUUACAGUCGAGCAGUGCUUUGGUGACGGGCUCCACUGGGCUGGCUGUAUGAUCAUUGUACUUCUUGGGCAACAGCGGCGCUUCGCUGUCCUGGAUUUCUGCUACCAUCUACUUAAAGUCCAGAAACAUGAUGGCAAAGAUGAGAUUAUCAAAAAUGUGCCAUUGAAGAAAAUGGUGGAGAGAAUUCGCAAGUUCCAGAUCCUAAAUGAUGAGAUAAUUACUAUCUUGGACAAGUACUUGAAGUCUGGUGAUGGAGAAAGCACACCUGUGGAGCAUGUUCGCUGUUUUCAGCCACCUAUCCACCAGUCCCUGGCCAGCAGCUGAGGACAUGUACAUCAUGUUUUUGAAGAGUCCCAAUACUGACUGCAUUUAAUAACUAUAAGGGCAUGUUUUUCUUUCCAUAAACUAUUUAGUAAGAUUUUUAGUGACUAUUUUUCAGUAUCUCUGUGCCUGUUAAAGGGGGUACUUUUCAAUUUAAAAGCUUAAUUUUAUAAAAUUAUUUUUCUAGACUAAAAUUGUAUAUGCCUUUGGUAAUUAGAAAGUCUGAGAAUAUUAGCUGCUAAUUGUUGCCAUCAUGUUCUUACAGAAUUAUUUUGCAUUUUUCUAUGGAAUGUUCCAACAACUAGCUAUGUCAAAAUGCUGCUGAGUUCAUCCAUAUAUUCCUUAGCAAAGGAUCAGUCAUGUUUGGGGAAAGAUUUAUGGACUUAAGAAACUUAAUACCAGCUCAUUGUAAUAAAAUCCACUACCAAUUAGAAUUAAACUUAAUGCUUAUUUAGCUUUUGUUUAGGGAUUUUUCUGAUGGUCUUUUAUGAAUAACCUUUUCUAAGUCAUUGUUCCUUUUUUUGUGUCAGUGUUUCAGAAAAUAGUGAACUUGAUUCCUCUGCUUCUACUAAAUCCAGUUGUGACAGUC
Messenger RNA from Puma concolor (puma), 4348 nucleotides. The record is from RefSeq and is a predicted model, not a curated record. Lineage: Eukaryota; Metazoa; Chordata; Mammalia; Carnivora; Felidae.